AUGCCUGUUCCUAUUGAAUAUAGCUCGAUUCGUCGUAUGAGUACCAUCACUGUGCCUAAACAAGACAUUAGUUUUGACAGCUAUGACUUCCAAUUCUGCCAACCCCAAACUGAUAUCAAGGCAUCUUUUGAAUCUCGUGAAUUGGAAGCUUCUUUCUGUCGUGAUUUUGCUUGUUGUGGUCUAAUUUUGGAAGACCUUCAUGAUUUGUUGCAACACUAUGAAGAAUGCCAUGUUAGAAUUGAAGAUGAAGAAAGCAGCUUCUAUGACGACAGUGACUCUGGUAGCUGGUCUGUUCCCUCUUCUUCUACUCCUGGUAGCCCUGUAUUGAAUGAUGAGGAUGAACAACAAAUCGUUGCCUUAAAGAAAAAAGCUGCUGCUUAUCUUUCUGAUUUGUACAACUCUUCCGCUUCGCUUUCUUCUAAAACCGGCAAAAAGAGAGCAUAUGGUCAAAUCAGUACUCCUGAUGCUUUUGAAUUAUUGACUCAAUCAGCCGCAAAGAAGAUUGCCUUGGCUUCUGGUAGUGGCGAUUUGCCUACACCUUUGUUUACUGAUGAAGACUUCCUUGCUCAAGCUGGUGCUUUAUUAGCUUCCGCUAAUGCUAACUCAAAUGCCGAUAAACCUUACAAGUGUCCUGUUGGUGGUUGCGAUAAAGCUUAUAAGAAUCCUAAUGGUUUAAAGUACCAUAACCAACACGGCCAUUGCAACAUGACUGCUGACGAAAGUGAGAGUUUAUCUAAACCCUAUCAAUGCACUAUUGGCGAAUGCGGUAAGAGAUACAAGAACUUGAACGGACUCAAGUAUCAUAUCGAACAUUCUCACAUGGCUGCUUUGAAUCAUACAUUGGCUGCAUUCGGAUCUUCUCUUUUCUCUGCUAUUUCUCCUUCAUUGGCUGAAGAACCAACUCCUUCUACUUCCUCUGCAUCCUCAUCUUCAUCCUUUUCUGGCUUCUUUUAG
Gilbertella persicaria is the source of this 954-nucleotide messenger RNA. RefSeq lists its product as uncharacterized. The transcript has 3 exons. Lineage: Eukaryota; Fungi; Mucoromycota; Mucoromycetes; Mucorales; Choanephoraceae. The coding region runs from base 1 to 954 and encodes 317 amino acids. The record is from RefSeq and is a predicted model, not a curated record. Gene Ontology annotation, cellular component: nucleus.